AUGCACAAAUUCUAAUGUUCAGCUUCAAGCAAUAAAAAUCUUAUAAUGGAAGAAUGUUUUAAAGGUAUUCAAUAAGAAAUGGAGGUAAAUAAUUUUUAUUUAAGUCAUUUAGUUGUCUUUCAAUAGAAUCGAUGAUUUCCUUGAUUAGAUAGUUGUUGAUAAUGAAAGGUCAUUGAAUUAAAAGAAGCUAAAGUGUUAAAAGUUGAGAGUUGUUGAAUAGAAUGAAUCAUUACAUAGAUUGUAAUUAUUACAUAUCGAUAAUUCAUAAUUUGUUAAUUAAUUGACUAAUUAAGUAACAUCUUCAAUAAAAAAUUCGAUUGAUAAUUAAAUAAAGGUUUAAAGUAUUGAGUAUUAAUAAUUAUACGAAAGCUUUUAAAAAUAGAAGAUUCAAAAACAGCAAUUAAAUGAGACGAUAAAAAUCAAAGAUUAACAAUUAUAAUCUCAUUAAUUAUAAAUUGAAUAACUUAAGUAAACAUAAGCAAAAGAAUUAAUUGUUCAACAAUCUCCUUAAUAAAUAUAAAACUAAUUCUAAUACGAAUAACUCCAAAAUUCAAUCAAAUAACAAGAACCUUGCGUUGCAAUAGCUACUAAUAGUGAUUGUUCAAUUGUAGUAGCUGGAUGCAAAACUGAAAUUAAAGUAUUUGAAUUUAAAUAAGAUAUAUUGACACAGGCUCAACUUUUAAG
Paramecium octaurelia is the source of this 684-nucleotide messenger RNA. NCBI's taxonomy places the organism in Eukaryota, Ciliophora, Oligohymenophorea, Peniculida, Parameciidae. The record is from the annotation of a GenBank genome assembly.